AUGCCAUCAACAACUACCAAACCUACAAGUCCGUGUGCUUCAAGCCCAUGUGUUGGUGGAAGCACCUGUGAAGAACGUGCAAACCAGACUUACAAGUGCUUGUGUCUUCCGGGAGAAGUUUAUCGACAAGGCUGUCAGAAGGCCAAGGUUUUCCCUGCUCUGGUGGCCUUAGCGGACAAAUAUGUUCCUGAAAUGGCCGACAAAACAUCAGAACUAUUUAAAAAGAUUUCAGAUAAAAUUACUGAUGCGAUUGACAAAGAGUUCAAAAAUAAACAUGGAUUCAUUUUGACAUUAGUCCUGGAGCUCCGGGAAAUAAAACCGGUAGUAAGGUCAAACGCAGGCAACGUUGAAGCAUCAGUCCAAACCAUCUAUGAAGCAACGUCUAACGUCACAGAAGACAUUGUAACAGAAAGUAUGAAAAAUGUCACCUGCGAAAGCUGUCCACUGCCUGGAAACUUUACAUUGAAAGACCUUUGUGGUUCCGAUCCAUGCGACAAAAUAACUACAAAGUGCAACCCUACAGUGGGCAGUUUCGUGUGCACGUGUUUAGAUGGUUAUAUUACAACAAACUACAGUGGAAGAUUAUGCAUGGCGUGUCCCCCUGGUCAGAAAGCUGUGAACAACCAAUGUGUAAAAUGUAGCUUUGGUCGUUCUGGCAUGAACUGCGAGGAUGAUUCGUUGUUGAUCCUUGUGAUCGUUUCACCUGUUCUCGGAUGCCUGCUUGUCGUCUCGUUGAUCACUCUGCCGCUGUUAACAAGAACAUUCAAGAGAAAAAUGUCCAAGGGCAAAGAAAAAGAGAUUUGGAAACCGUACAAUAUCCCUUCCUUUGACAAGAAUCCACAAUCCUACAGUAGCAGUGCUAGCUUUUUCACCUGUAUCAAAGAACCAGAAAACACCCUGGCAAAUUCUGGUGUCCCACCAAUCCCACGCGCCAAACUCAGCAGCAGCUGGACUGGCAAGAUCAACACGGAGAUUUCUCCAAGCAGCAGCCAACAAAGCUCGACUACUUCAAGGAGAAACACUAUUGGACCAGACAGCAUCCCCUACAAGAACGUCUUAUCUAUAAGAAACCCUUACGCCCAGAAUCAAACCACAGACCAGACCAGACUCUAAUUAAGGAGCAGGAAGUUGGAUCUCUGUAGGAAUUCCUACAGUGGUGUUUAUCCAAAGAUACUGCAUUACAUUUGAACUUCCUCAAUGUAAAAGAUGUAAACAGGAGCUUAUCAACAGAAAUGUGCAAUUAAUGUGAUAGAUAUUGUAUCCUGUGUUCCUUUACUACUUUUAGCUUGUAUUGUGUGACAAAUAGUCUGGGCUGUUAAAAGCUGCCUUAAACCAGUCUGGCUUUCAUCAUCAAAAUCAUAAUGUUUGGUUUAUAAAUCCUGCAUUUUAAUCACCCAGUCUCUCAGUUCUUGGUAUUAAAUGCACUAUUUAUUCUCUGUUUUCUUUCUGACUGAGCAAAAAGACACCUGAUAAUUUAUUUUUUUAUUAUUAAUCUAUGAAUUUUGCUAGAGUUGUUUUCUGUAAGAAUUACAGGUUUAAUUUGUGCCUUAGUUUUAUGUUUAUUUAAGUUCUUGUCAAUAAGAUCAACAGGAGAUUUCCUUAAAUCUGUUAAUGUGUUUCAUGUAAAAGGAAAAUUGUCACAACUCCAAUGGUUUGGGAUAUUUAUCAAUGUUUGCAUAACUUUUUUUUAUUUUUCUUGGUCUAGUUACAAACCAGUGAUGCAAAACAUUUGAUUGCUAUGACUUUGGUGUAUUAUAGCUGACUGCUAAUGGCACACUCACUGAAAAUGCAUGUGUGUUUGGAUAAAUGAGAUGAGAACAAAGAUUCUGUUGUAAAGCACUUUAAGGAGUGUAGUUGGCUAAAAAGGUGCAAUAUAAGUAAAAUAUAUUAAACUUUUUUUUGUCUAAAUGUGUUAAAACUUGUUAUAUUGUAAUAACCUAAUUUGACCAGUGGAGGGCUCCAAACCUGAAGUUUUACAUAAAUUAUAUAUUUUUUUUAUCUCAUAGAAUAAAAAGGAAUGCAAUUAAA
Poeciliopsis prolifica (blackstripe livebearer) is the source of this 2028-nucleotide messenger RNA. Its product is annotated as mucin-13-like. The coding region runs from base 1 to 1113 and encodes 370 amino acids. The transcript is spliced from 11 exons. Gene Ontology annotation, biological process: cell-cell junction assembly. NCBI's taxonomy places the organism in Eukaryota, Metazoa, Chordata, Actinopteri, Cyprinodontiformes, Poeciliidae. The record is from RefSeq and is a predicted model, not a curated record.